AUGACCCAAGCCUUGAACAAAUUCGCAUGGCCCCGAUCAUAUAAACCAGUAACGUCACAAUGCCUUCCGCGCUUCUACUCAACCCCGACCUACAGCGCGCCCGCCCCGGCCGCCGCAUCGGAAGCGGAAGUGCUGUCGGCGAAAAGUUACUGCUCGGGGCUACUCCAAAAGUUCGACUCCCCCUCCCACACCCUGCUCGCCUUCAUCCCACCCUCCGCCCAACCCGCCUACCUCGCCCUCCGCGCCUUCAACAUCGAAACGUCCCGCAUCGCCGACACCGUCUCCACCCCCACGGUCGGUGCCAUGCGCCUGCAAUUCUGGCGCGACAAUGUAAACCGCUCUUUCUCGGGCACGCCGCCCAAAGAGCCCGUUUCUAUACUCUUGUCCCACGCGCUCGCGGACCUUGAUGCGCGCACGGGAGGAACGGCGAAGAUGAGUAAGAGCUGGCUCAUGAGGAUCAUCGGUGAGAGGGAAAAAUAUUUGAACAAUGCGCCGUAUCCUACGUUGGAGUCGUUGGAGAAGUACGGGGAGAACACGUACUCGACGCUGCUAUACUUGACGCUGCAGGCGCUGCCGAUGGGAAGUGUGACGGCUGAUCAUAUUGCGAGUCACGUUGGCAAAGCGGUUGGAAUCACGGCUGUGUUGCGUGGAUUACCACUGGUGGCAUUCCCUCCGCCCCCGAACCAUCACUCCAACUCUUCGCCUUUGGGAGGCACGUUGGAUGCUCAGAGGAGAAGCCAGGGAAGUGUGACCCUGCCGUUGGAUGUGAUGGCCAGAACGGGUGUGAGAGAUGAGGACGUGUUGAGGAAAGGGGCGGAGGCGGAGGGAUUGCGGGACGCAGUCUUUGAAGUUGCGACGAGGGCAAGUGAUCAUUUGAUUACGGCCAGGCAAAUGCUGAAAAAUGUUUACGCUGGGGAGGAUGUAGAUCACGCCUUUGAAUACGAUGGGGAGGAAGGGCAUGACUACGAGGGGCAGACUAACAAGGGACCGGGGAAGGCUACCCAGCAGCAAGAGGAGGUGGAUAGGGCUUUUGGCGUCUUCAUGCCUGCAGUGGCGACGGGGUUGUGGUUGGAUAAGUUGCAGAAACUCGAUUUUGACGUUUUCAGAGAAGAGUUGAGAAGAAGGGAUUGGAAGCUGCCAUGGAAGGCGUAUUUUGCGCACAGGAGGAGAAUGUUUUGA
Molecule: messenger RNA, 1179 nt
Organism: Letharia columbiana
Lineage: Eukaryota; Fungi; Ascomycota; Lecanoromycetes; Lecanorales; Parmeliaceae
Exons: 2
Coding region: 1-1179 (392 amino acids)
Biological process (GO): biosynthetic process; mitochondrial respiratory chain complex I assembly
Cellular component (GO): mitochondrion
Source: RefSeq, a predicted model, not a curated record